AUGACGACGAUGAUGGAGGGCGUUGAGCAAAGUGAAGUGCCAGCAUCAUCAGAGACACGUGUGCAGGCCAAAGAAAAAGAGCCUGAACAAGAACCCGAGAAGCAAACCGCUGAUGCUCCAGACGAUGGCUUCAUCGUUGAAGGUCAAGCCAAAGUUGCAGUCACUAGUGAAGUCUUUUACAAUCAUGUCCAGGAAUUUAACAGAGAUCUGUCUGUGGCUGUCAUAACAACUUGGCUCAAAUACGAUCCCAAAACAGCUGGUGAAGAACCCAAAGACACAAAUCCAGCAUACAAGAAAUCACAAGAAGCUAAACGCGGAACUAUUUUGGAAGCUCUGGCUGCUACUGGUCUGCGAUCACUACGAUAUGCCAAAGAAAUACCUGGUGUCGGUUUAAUCACCACAAAUGAUAUGGAAGCUGCUGCUGUUGAAGCUAUCAAAUCCAACAGGAAUUUGAAUGGUUUAACAGAGCAGCAAUUGACAGUUAGCAAAGCUGAUGCAAACCAAGUCAUGUAUCAGGCCCUCCUUCAAAAUAAGCCAUAUUCGAUUAUAGACUUGGAUCCAUUUGGUACUGCGUCCCCAUUCAUUGAUGCCGCGGUUCAAGCUGUCGCAUCUGGAGGCCUGCUCUGCAUAACAUGUACAGAUCUCGCUGUUUUAUGUGGGAAUCAUCCCGAAGUUGCAUUUGAAAAGUAUGGUGGGAUAUCUGUGCCUGGAACACCAUAUUGCCAUGAAACUGCUCUGCGACUAGUACUACAUUGCGUACAAACGUCUGCUUCUCGAUACAAGAGGUGUAUUGUACCUCUUUUAUCAAUGAGCAUUGAUUUCUACGUACGAAUUUUUGUUGCUGUGUAUAAUUCUCCCCUUCAAACCAAGUUUGCUGCCAGCAACACUAUGAUGUUAUAUUCAUGUACAGGAUGCAAGUCAUUCGAGACUCAAUCAUUAUGCAAGACCACAACUCGCCCAAAUGGAACCAAGUUUGGAGCAGCUAUUGGUCCAACCGCACCACAAAAGUGCUCUCAUUGUGACUCCAGUUUCCAUGUUGGUGGUCCAAUGUAUGCUGGAAGACUACACGAUACACCCUUUGUCAAACAAUUGUUGGACUAUAUCAAGAAGGAUGGUGAAAAGAAAUUCAAGACACAUGUUCGUAUGAAUGGCAUGUUGACUGUCGUAUCUGAAGAGCUUCUAGACCAACCAUUCUAUUAUGAAAUACCUCGAUUGUCAUCAUGUCUAAAUACUUCAACCCCACCCUUGAAUACCGUGUGCUCGGCAAUUUUGAAUGCAGGAUACCAAGUCUCUAUAUCUCAUGCUCUCAAAGCCAGUGUCAAGACUAAUGCACCUCCUCGCAUUAUAUGGGAUAUAAUGAGAAGUUUUGUGAAACAACACCCCAUCAAGACACCGAAAGAAGGUAGUCUUGCUGCCAAGAUCCUUGCAACUGAACCAAGUGUGGAGAUCAACUUCGCCAGGCACCCAGAUGCCGAACCUCCAUCUAGAAAAAUAAAGAUGGUUCGUUUUGAGGUACCAGCGCCAAAUUCUGGACCAAAAUCAAGACCAGGUAAACGGAAAGCUCCUGAGCAAGAGCAACGGAACAAGAAAUCCAAAAGUGCCGUAGAAGAGCCUGACGCUGAAACUGCAGCUGAUGAACAAAAUUGA
Molecule: messenger RNA, 1647 nt
Organism: Synchytrium microbalum
Lineage: Eukaryota; Fungi; Chytridiomycota; Chytridiomycetes; Synchytriales; Synchytriaceae
Exons: 15
Coding region: 1-1647 (548 amino acids)
Biological process (GO): tRNA N2-guanine methylation
Cellular component (GO): nucleus
Molecular function (GO): RNA binding
Source: RefSeq, a predicted model, not a curated record